UCCUGCAUCAGCCCGACGCGCAUAUCAACGUCGUGCGGCGAUCGGGUACAUAAGACUGUCUGCUCGAUAUCACUCCGAGGAGAGAGAGAGAAGAAAGAGUGAGAGAGCUCUGAUCUACCCCGCUGUCUUCCUAUUCCAGGCCUACCCCCGACUCCUCAUUCUCUUGCCCCUACCAGUACCUGUACCUCCUCGUGCCCUAGGUAACCCCUCCAUCAUACCCCCCGUCCCCUACCUUCCCCUCCACCAGUAACUCAAGCUUGGGCUAGUGUCGAGGCCGCUGCGGGCAGAUCCACAGCGAUGCCUCCGCAAAUCAUCCACUUGCCGGACGGGCAAACGUUUACAGUGACACCCGUCUUCGCGGGUCUAUUCUUCAAGUCGCACGACCUGAACACGCACAACAACCCCUUCCCCAUCGGCUGGACUAUCGUGCUCAACACCGAGGACGAUAAGCCCGUCCUUGACAACGCCGAUGGCGGCGACGAGAGCGACGGGGAGUGCGCACGCGCCCGCCGGCGUCACGUCCACAGUUUCAAGCAGCCCACCCUGCAGAACGAUAACCUCUUCAUCUCGUCGAUAUCGCAGCCCUCGAGCACCGAGUUCAAGCCCGCCGCCAGCCCGACCCGCCAGAUCGCCAUGAUGCUCUGGGUCACACUCUAUUGGUACUUUCACCAGCACCAGCCGUCGCCCUACCUCACGACCGACGCAUCGAGGUUUACCCCCGAGAAGGCACGACCGAAGGGCGAGUGGCGCAUCAACAUCAAGCGCGACGGUGUCUUGCGCGGCAGGAACCUGAUACCGAAGCUGGAGCGCAUGGGGCUGAUCGCCUCGCUGGACUCGGCCGUGGGGACCAACAUCAAGGACAACGGCGAGGAGUGGUCGCAGAUGUUCGUCUCUCGCCGCAUGUUCUGGCAGAUACCGGGACGGUUGUUCCUCUUCACGCUGCAGCGCACGAGCGCCGCCUCGACCUACCCAGAGUCUCCGGCCGGCAGCCGCCCGAGCUCGCCGGCUCGCACCGAGUCCACCCACUCGCGGCACCAUACGCCCAUACACUCCCCUCACCAGUCGACGGGGGGCCGAUCCGACGUCGACGUACCCGGAGGCCCGCCGCCCAUGUCCAUGGUCACGACGCCAAGCUUCCCCAUCGGUCCGUUCUACUCGAGCUCCCAUCUCCCGACGUAUUACCCGCCGGCGCCGUUGAUGUACACUGUAACGAACGGCGUCCGGCAUCCCAUCCGCCGUAAGCCGGGCCGCAUGGGGGAGGUGUUUUAUUGCCGGUUCGUGCCGAGCGUGGGACGGUACCUGUCGUUCCGCGUCGCAUCCCUCGCGCCGGACGCCGUGCCGUAUCUUGGACCCGUCGGGCCCAAAGCGGCCGAGAACAGUCACCUUGCGACGCUCUCCGACACGGCGCUGCUGCGGUCGUGGCUGGCGAACCCGCGAGUGCAGAAGUUCUGGGGGGACUACACGCCCGACUUCCUAAGCAACGCGCUCGACUCGAAGCACUCGUUCCCGGUGAUUGGCAUGUGGGACGGCGUGCCGUUUGGAUACUUUGAGAUAUACUGGGUAAAAGAGGACGUGCUUGGACAGAAGCUCGGCAGCGACGCCGGGGAUUACGACCGCGGCGUUCACGUCUUUGUGGGCGAGGAGUGGGCGCGUGGUCGGGUGCCGGCGUGGCUGUCGAGCCUGGUGCAUUGGUGUCUCACGGACGACUACCGGACGAUGCAUGUGUGUCUGGAGCCGCGCAUCGAUAACGCGAGGUUCCUGCAGCAUUUGCAACAAGCCGGCUUCGCCAAGGAGCGGGAGGUUGCGUUCCCCCACAAGCAAUCCUACCUGAUGAGGCUGAAUAGAGAUGCGUGGGAGGGGCCAGCUUUGUGACGAGACACAGAAGGGAAGUUUUAGAGUGCUUCAGAGUUGGCUCGGAGGCGGCGAAGUGGCAUUGGCAUGCUUUGGUGAGAAUGAGGCAUGUAAUGGCGCAGAGGCCGAUGUGAAAGAUGUUAUUGGCCAACUACAGACAGGAGAUACCCGAUGCUCGGCUCAUAUAGAGGCGGAUUAAAUCGAAAUCAAAGCUAGCAUUACAGACAUGUAUACUCUACAAUGGACGAGACUCAAUGGAU
Messenger RNA from Colletotrichum destructivum, 2111 nucleotides. Its product is annotated as Putative acyl-CoA N-acyltransferase. The transcript has 2 exons. Lineage: Eukaryota; Fungi; Ascomycota; Sordariomycetes; Glomerellales; Glomerellaceae. The record is from RefSeq and is a predicted model, not a curated record. Bases 298 to 1872 code for a protein of 524 amino acids.